Messenger RNA from Chaetomium globosum CBS 148.51, 1542 nucleotides. RefSeq lists its product as uncharacterized. Bases 1 to 1542 code for a protein of 513 amino acids. Gene Ontology annotation, molecular function: heme binding; monooxygenase activity; iron ion binding. The record is from RefSeq and is a predicted model, not a curated record. The transcript has 2 exons. Lineage: Eukaryota; Fungi; Ascomycota; Sordariomycetes; Sordariales; Chaetomiaceae.
AUGGCUCUGCUUACAACCGUGUUUCCCGUCCUUGUGGCGGUAGCAAUCGUGAUGCCCACACGCGAUGCGCACCUUCAGUUCGAGAAAUGGGCGCGCGAGUACGGUCCCGUCUACAGCCUGAUCCUCGGCACUAAAACACUCAUCGUCCUCUCGAGCGACAAGGCCGUCAAAGACCUGCUAGACAAGAAGAGCAAUAUGUACUCCCACCGACAAGAGAUGUACAUCGGGCAGACGCUGUGCAGCGGGGACCUCCGCGUCCUCAUGAUGGGAUACGAUGCGAGGUGGCGCAUGUGCCGGAAGCUAGUUCACACGCUACUCAACAUCUCGGCUGCCAAGUCCUACGUUCCUUACCAAUUACUCGAGAACAAGCAGAUGCUGUACGAGAUGAUCACCCAACCCGAGCGUUGCAUGUACAACAUCCGCAGGUAUACCAACUCGUUGACGACCACCAUGGUCUUUGGCUGGCGGUCGUCAGCGUACGAGGACGAGAAGAUGAUGCAGCUCUUUGAAGGCUUCUCCGAGUUUGCCGAGCUCAACCAAACCGGGUUGGCCGCCCUCGUCGACUUCUUCCCCUGGCUCCGCUACCUCCCCGACUUCCUGCUGCCUGUUCGCGCCAAGGCGAAGGAGCUGCACAGGAAGGAGAAGGCCUUGUAUCUCGGACACUGGCUCAAGGCCAAAGAGGAGACCAAGGCGGGCACCAUCAUGCGCUGCUUCAGCGAGGACCUCGUCGGCGCCCAAAAGACAGAAGGCUUCUCGGACGACCAAGCCUCCUACAUCACCGGCACGCUCCUCGAAGCAGGGUCCGACACCACCUCCAGCACGCUCUAUGCCUUCGUUCAAGCCAUGGUCCUCUACCCGGAAGUCCAGCAAAAAGCCCAAGCCGAAAUCGACCGCGUCGUCGGCCCCACGCGCAUGCCCACCAUGGACGACGAGCCCAACCUCCAAUACAUCCGCGGCAUCGUCAAGGAAUCCCUCCGCUGGAUGCCCACCACCAUCAUGGGCGCCGUCCCGCACGCCGCCACCCAAGACGACUGGUACGACGGCCAUCUCAUUCCCAAGAACGCCGGCGUCGUCAACAACGUCUGGGCCAUCAACAUGGACCCGGCGCGCCACCCAGACCCGCGCCGCUUCGACCCGGACCGCUACCGCGACGACCGCCAGAGCCUGGCCGACGCAGCCGCCAACCCGGACGCCACGAAGCGCGACCAGUUCACUUUCGGCGCCGGCCGCCGCAUCUGCCCGGGCAUCCAUGUCGCGGAGCGCAGCUUGUUCCUGGGCGUGGCGCGCAUGCUGUGGGCGCUAGACAUCAGGCCCGCGACGGACCCCGUGACGGGCAAGGUGGUGCUGCCGGACCAGCAGAAGCUCACGCAGGGGUUUGUGUGCCAGCCGGUGGAGUUUCCGGUGGCGAUUACGCCGCGGUCGGAGGCCCGGAGGCAGAUGGUCGUGGAGGAGUGGUUGGCGGCUGAGAGGGACUGUCUUGAUCCGGUUACGAAGCAGUGGAGGGUGUCGCCUUUGGGGGAGGGGCGGGCGAGGAAGGGAUAG